AACAAUUCUGCUACUUACCACAUUUCUAGCACAGGGCUGAUCUGUGCACUUUCCAUUGUACAGAGAAGAAUAGUGCUGACAUCCUGGUGCUGAGGGGGCUGCCAGCUCCUCUGGUUAUUAGGGCAUAGGCGAGUGCAUCCCGGCUCCCAGAGGCAGAGAUCACCAAAGCACUUGGGGGUCUCAAGGCAACAAGCCCGGUGAGGAGACAGGAAGGUGUAAAUAACGAUGAGUUUGGCCUGAGGCCAUAGAUGAAGACUAUGCAGGAGUCUGUCUCUAAGGAGGUGAAGAUUUAACAAGCAUCCAAGCCAAAAUCAACACCGCCUAGCCCAACACACAAUGCUGAGCUGGAAGUUGCCCAGGCAACUCAGUAUUAAUCAAGUGCCUCAGGUGUUUCGAGAGCAGGGCAUCCUGUUUGGGUAUCGCCAUCCAAGAAGUUCUGCAGCAGACUGUCUCCUCAGCGUCUUCCAGAUGACAAAUGAAACACUAAAUAUAUGGACACAUUUUUUGCCUGCCUGGUACUUCCUAUGGAAGUUGUUUGCCUUGGCCUAUUCGCUGGAUGUCUGGAACGACACGUAUGCCUGGCCCUUCCUUGCCUACAUGCUCACGUGCUGUAUUUAUCCUUUCACAUCCAGCUGUGCCCACACAUUCAGUACGAUGUCCAUCCAGGCGAGACAUAUUUGUUAUUUCUUUGAUUAUGGUGCCCUUAGUAUGUACAGCUUAGGUUCUGCGAUUGCUUAUUCAACGUAUGUUUUCCCAGAAGAAUGGAUCAAUAGCACUUUCCAUCACUGUUAUGUACCCAUUGCUGUGCUUAACACGGUCAUUAGCACUGGUCUUUCCUGCUACUCCAGGUUCCCCGAGAUACAGCAGCCCAGGCUCAGUAAAACUCUUCGCACCCUGGCUUUUGCAUAUCCGUACCUGUUCGACAGCACCCCUCUCUUCUACAGGCUAUAUCUGUGUACUGGGGAAAGCUGCAUGGAUAGUGUAAUCCCAGUCCACUACAAGCACUGUGUGUUUGCCUUCCUCACUUGUUUCAUUUUUGCUGCACAUCUGCCUGAGAGACUUGCCCCGGGAUGCUUUGACUAUAUUGGGCACAGCCACCAGCUUUUCCAUGUAUGUGGGAUCAUUGGCACACACUUCCAAAUGGAGGCCAUCUUUAUAGACAUGAACGCUCGCCGUGACUGGCUCUUAGCUUCCUCACCUCUUCUCGCUUUCUCUCAAACAGCUGGUUCAAUUGGUAUCUCCAUUAUCAUUAGCCUAACUAUCAUUGUGGCUUUCUCACUGGCUCUCUAUUCAAGACCAAAGUCCUGUAGGAAAGAAAAACUACAUAGGCAUUAAACUUUAAGUAGAGACUGGUUUUUAGUUACAUUGCUGCAAAUGAGAAAUACCAAGUAACUUUAGUACUGGAUCAAUGAAGGUGAUGAGGUAUUUUGAUGAAUGUUUUUCUUGGGGAAGAUACUCCAGGGGUU
Messenger RNA from Mauremys reevesii (Reeves's turtle), 1466 nucleotides. It is a transcript of the gene PAQR5, whose product is annotated as progestin and adipoQ receptor family member 5. The coding region runs from base 337 to 1335 and encodes 332 amino acids. Gene Ontology annotation, cellular component: membrane. NCBI's taxonomy places the organism in Eukaryota, Metazoa, Chordata, Testudines, Geoemydidae. The transcript is spliced from 8 exons. Gene Ontology annotation, molecular function: signaling receptor activity. The record is from RefSeq and is a predicted model, not a curated record.